Molecule: messenger RNA, 1515 nt
Organism: Phascolarctos cinereus (koala)
Lineage: Eukaryota; Metazoa; Chordata; Mammalia; Diprotodontia; Phascolarctidae
Gene: NFU1
Product: NFU1 iron-sulfur cluster scaffold
Biological process (GO): iron-sulfur cluster assembly
Cellular component (GO): mitochondrion
Molecular function (GO): iron ion binding; iron-sulfur cluster binding
Source: RefSeq, a predicted model, not a curated record
AUUAACAUUUUAUCCAUUAUAAGAAUCAACCAAACAAUAAAUCAAUCCAAUUUCCUCGUGCUAAACAUUUAACAAUAGAGCUAGCUGCUUCCAUCUAACUCCAACCCACCCCUGCCAGAACGCUUCCGUCACUACAACCCUGGGAGGUAGUGGUAGGAGGACAAUCAUCUUCAUCUUACAUAUGAAGACGGGGGGCGGGGGGAAGCUUUAGGCUGGGAAAAUAGGGUUAUUAAAUGUCUAAGGCAGGUUUUCAAUUCGUAUCUCCCAACUUUUCUGUCUCUAUGGCCUUUUCCCAUAUUAUGUUCUAUUUAACUCAGGAUGCACCUGAGAUGAACACAAAUUUGUCCCGGUCUUGCUAUGCGUCUGCAUUUUCAUUCAUGGUAAACAACUAGCAACAAAACCACGUGGUUCCCAGCUGACCAGGGCCACAACUUUCCCCCCAGAGCCCUGCAAUUUCUGAGUUGACCAGCAGAGGGCUGUCGGUUCCAAUGCCGCUCCCCCGCCCUAGUCCUUUAAGGAAGUUCGGUCUUCAUUUCCUGCCUUUCUGAACAGGCGUCUGGUACGGCCUACCACUCUGGAAGAAGGCUGAGGGGGAAGGUCCUCGUCCACACCUGCGUAGCCAAGUAACAAAGAUGGCCGCCAGCCGGCUGGCUUCGGGAACGGCAGCCGCUUUUGCUGGGCUGCGCGGGCGAUUUUGUAACAUAAAGCUAAAUACGAACAAUACUAGGAAGCAGCCUCUGCAUCAGUUUGUACAAAGACCACCUUUGCCUCCAUUCACAGCAUUAUAUAACACAGUGCGAUGCAUGUUUAUUCAAACACAGGAUACCCCCAACCCGAACAGUUUGAAGUUUAUUCCAGGAAAACCAGUGCUGGUAUCACAGACCAUGGAUUUUCCUACACCAGCUACAGCAUUCCGCUCCCCUCUGGCUAGACAGUUAUUCAGGAUUGAAGGAGUGAAAAGUGUCUUCUUUGGACCAGAUUUCAUCACCGUCACAAAGGAAAGUGAAGACUUAGAUUGGAACUUAUUGAAACCAGAUAUUUAUGCAACAAUAAUGGAUUUCUUUACCUCCGGUUUGCCCCUAGUUAAUGAAGAAACACUUUCUACAGAUGCAGCAACUGAAGAGGAUGACGAAGUUGUAGCAAUGAUUAAAGAAUUGUUGGAUACAAGGAUAAGGCCAACUGUGCAGGAGGAUGGGGGUGAUGUGAUCUACAAAGGCUUUGAAGAUGGCAUCGUGCAGCUGAAACUGCAGGGUUCCUGUACCAGCUGCCCCAGCUCUAUCAUUACUCUGAAAAAUGGAAUCCAAAACAUGCUACAGUUCUAUAUUCCAGAAGUAGAAGGUGUGGAGCAGGUUGUAGAUGAUGAACUAGAAGAAAAAGAUGCAAACUCAACCUGAAACCCUGUAAUUUCCUUGAGGUGAAUAGCAUGGACUUCUGAAGAAAUUUGUUGAGGAUUAAUAAAAGAUAUCAUUUUCUUCAAAGAACUGUAAUUAAAUGUGGCAAUUAUUUUUCUUUGUA